Messenger RNA from Pocillopora verrucosa, 3604 nucleotides. Its product is annotated as protein fem-1 homolog B-like. Gene Ontology annotation, biological process: protein phosphorylation. The record is from RefSeq and is a predicted model, not a curated record. NCBI's taxonomy places the organism in Eukaryota, Metazoa, Cnidaria, Anthozoa, Scleractinia, Pocilloporidae. Gene Ontology annotation, molecular function: protein kinase activity; protein binding; ATP binding.
AUGAACACAUUAAAUCGCCAAAUUGCUGGAAAGCCGGGAAAAGAUUCAGCUGGCUGCACUGGAAGAUUAAAAGUUACGAAUUUUAUCAUAAAUCCUUCGAACAUUUUCAACAUAGUUGAAAAGAAACUCGCACAGUUUAAGUUGAGCGUAGCAGAAUCUAGUGGUUUUGUAUUUGUGUUAUUUGAAAUGAGUAACAAAGCAUCCGUUCGUGAUGUAGUAACUACAGCUUAUCAAGCUGAUCGUGACGAAGGUUCUGAUCUGCUUGAUUUGUUAGAGAAUUUGAACGCCGAGUCACGAAAAGCUACUCUGGAAACAAAAAUCAAAGAUGGAGACGACCUUGCCACUCCGCUCGUCAUCGCUGUUCGUGAUGGAAAACUAGAUUUUGUGAAGGUUCUUUUACGUUAUGAAGCAAACAUCGAGGCCCGUGCAACGAUUAAGAUUGACGGAGAAGCUAUAGAGGAUUGUACAGCUUUGUGGGUCGCUGCUGCUAAAGGUCAUUUUGAUGUUGUGAGACUCCUGAUCGAACAAAGCGCCGAAGUCGACGGCAGAACAUCGAACAAUUCGACCCCGUUGAGAGCUGCUGCCGUCGAUGGACAUCUUGAUAUUGUGCGCUGUUUGGUUGAGAACGGGGCCGAUGUAAAUGCACGCAAUAAUUUCAAUAGUACUCCUCUGAUGAUAACAUGUCACAGCGGCCACCUAGAUGUUGCAUCCUAUCUUGUCAAGCACGGCGCAAACAUAAAUCUACAAGACGACGAUGGACGCUCGUGUCUUCAUUAUGCUUCGAAACGGGGUCACGUUCAGGUAGUUUGCAAGUUGCUUGCUUUAGGAGCAAAACAAACACAGAAUCGUAACCGUUUAACACCACUUCUUGAAGCCAGUAAUGAUUGUAAAAUUGAAAUGGUGGAGUGGUUCAUCAACCGACCAGAAUGUUCAAAGGAACAGAGAAUUGACGCUCUUGAGCUUCUUGGAGCCACCAUUGCUAAUGAUCCUGAUGCUUAUGACAUUGAAAAAGCGUUUAGUUUCAUGGAGCGAGGAAUGGAGGAGAGGUAUGAGGAUCCGUCAUAUCCUUUGCUUAAAAAGAAAAUGGAACCAGUGAAGGCUUAUCAAAAUAGAACAGAGAGUCAAACUCUUGAGGAACUUUCUCGCUUAGACGGUGAUGAUCAUGCUAUCCAGAUAGAGGGACUCAUGAUAAGAGAGAGAAUCCUUGGAACUGACAAUACAUUACUAUGGUUCCCGAUAGGUUACCGAGGAGGUGUCCUAGCUGAUCUUAAGAAGUACGAACUCUGUGUUGGUUUGUGGACACGAGCGAUGGAGAUAACUAUGAAUUACAAUGUUUCAGAAACAGAGGAUCUUGAAAACCUCACAGAUCUAAUUGCAGAAAUGAUGCAGAAUGGUCACAGUUUGAGUCCACAAACUAUCGAGGAUAUUUUUGAAAAACUUAUCGAUGGAAAAAGGAAACUGUCCGAAAACUUAAAGCCUAGAGAAGUCGAAGAAGAGCACAAAAAUAAGGCGCAAGAGACAUUGCUUUUUAAUGCUCUAUAUCUCUUGGUGAUGUACACCAAAGUUCAAGUUUCCUUGGAAAUGAAAAAUGACAACAUGAUUGAGCUUCUUCAAAGAUUUCUGUGUUUAGAACCUCGCACCCGUGAAGGAAAUACGCUUUUACACUUGGCUGUAUGGUAUAAGACUCCUGUUCGUAAAGACGCUAAUUUGCGAGGUGUGUGUAAGCUUCCCUGUGUUGAGACCAUGAAGCUACUUUUACAUGCAGGGUGUGAUGUCAAUUCCAUUAACACCCAAGGAAACACUCCUCUUCAUUUAGCCGUUACUUUUGCACCAGGACCUGAACAAGUAGAAAUUUUGAAAGAAAUGCUGGAGUUGUUGUUAGAUCUCGGCGCAGAUACAAAGCUUAUUGACAAGAAUGGUCAAACAGUUAUAGACUGCUGCGAGACUGACGAAGCCCGAGGUAUCCUGUCUGCGAAAGGAGGACUGGGUGCCAUAAACAUGGAAACCAUAAAGAAUGAAGUAACUGGAAGUGGAGUCGGUGAAGGAAGAGGAGGAAGAUUUGUUCCUGGAAACGAAAAAGACCUGACUGAAAAUGUUAAAAGGGAAACUACAGAGAUAUCAGGACUAUUUAGGGAGUUGAUACAGCAGCUGGAAAACGUUCAAGAGCAACCAAGAACCAGAGAUGAAGAACUGAGGGAGAUGACACAACAGUUGACAAAUGCUCAAGGUCAGAUACAAGAGAGAGAUGGACAACUAACAGAAAAAGAUCGCCAACUAAGAGAGAAAGAUGAACAACUGAGGGAGAAGACGCAGCAAUUGACAAAUACUCAAGGGCAACUACAAGAGAAGGAUGGACAACUGAGGGAGAAGACACAGCAGUUGAAAAACGUCGAAGGGCAACUACAAGAGAGAGAUGGACAACUAACAGAAAAAGAUCGCCAGCUAAGAGAGAGAGAUAGACAACUGAGGGAGAUGAGAAAUGGGUUGACAGAUGUUCGGAGGCAGCUACAAGAAAGAAAUGGACAACUAAGAAACAGAGAUGGACAAGUUGCUGAGAUAACAAAGCAGUUAACAGGUGUCCGAGGGCAAUUACACGAAAAAAAUGAAGAAUUUACUUCGUUGGAAAGACUGCUGAGGGCCAAACAGCAAGAGAUAGAUGAGCUGGAGACGUCUCUUUCAGCAGCCCAAAGGGCGUUAAAUGAACGUUCACGCCAUCAGACUCCUGAUUGGGUCAUUCCACGCGAUCAGAUUCAGCUGACGGACAAAUGCCUUGGAAAGGGAGGCUGGGGAAGUGUUCUCGAAGGCAAAUACUGUGACUGUGCUGUCGCCGUCAAACAGAUGUACGAGUUGAUACUUUCUGAUCACAACCGUAGAUUGUUUGAGCGAGAGAUGAGCAUUGCCGCCAGAUGCCGCCAUCCUUGUCUGCUGCAAUUCAUUGGGGCAACAAACGAUGAAGGAAGUCCUUUGUUUGUAACAGAGCUCAUGGAAUCUAGUUUACGAGCACUGUUAGAACAGCGGCCUCUUUCUUCACUUGAAGUGUCUGUCAUUUCUCUAGAUGUGGCUCGAGCAUUAAACUACCUUCACCUAAAGAAACCAUCCCCCAUCAUUCACCGCGACAUCAGCAGUGCCAAUGUGUUAUUGUGGCGGCAAGCUGACCAAUGGCGAGGCAAAGUGUCAGAUUAUGGCACGGCUAAUGUUUUGCAGCAGACCAUGACAGUUGGUCCAGGUGCUUUGAUAUACAGUGCACCUGAAGCGCAUACUAAACAUCAAACCGUCAAGGUUGAUGUGUACAGUUUUGGAGUUCUCCUCUGUGAGAUUUGCAUCCGGGAACUACCGGAUCCUGACAGGCGCGACGAACAAGUUGCCAGGGUGACGAAUGGCGUGCUUCGAGCUCUCAUUCGGGGAUGCCUGCAACAAGAUGCUGAUGUAAGACCAAGUAUGGAAGACAUCGUUGAUGAACUCGAACGACCAAUGUAAGAUUGGUUUUGAAAUGAAACAUAACAACCUUCGAUCUAAAAUGGCCUGUGUAAACUGGCUUUUUCUUGGCUCAGUGCAAAUAUGCUUUCUUGUAUAAGACUUGCUUUUGAGAUGGUGAACGUUUCAU